AUGUCAACAAGAUCAACUACACGACAUCGCACAUCAUCUCAUCCUGCUCACACACAUACACCAACACCGCCUCUACAGCGCACAUCCUCUCGGCCUGGAUCGUCCCGACCCGGUACACCGUCGCUCAUCUCUCGUGGAGAUAUACCCUUCUCACGCAAGACAUCAUCAUCGACCCCACAGAAGUCUCCUGUGCCUCCUCAACCUCAUCAACUUCCUACUCCCAUGUCUGAACAACCUACUACGCCAACACCUAAGAAGACCCGUCGUCCAAAGAGGGGCAGCAAGCCUUCUCAACAGAGGAACGUCAUAGUGGGUAGUGAACCUGAAUUGGGUAUCGAUCAAGAACCUUCGUCUGAAGAUGAAGAGAUGCUUUUUGAUCUUCUUGGCGUUACCUCUCCUCCAAAACACUCACCUAAACGGGGCGUACUGAACCUGUCGAAAGAUGAUAUGGAUGUCGCCCUUGGCAAAAGGUCUAAAUCCCCUCGCAACAGAGUUAGAACAGAUCUUAUCUCGAAUGAUCACGAUGGGGGUGAAUUAGGUAAACAUCCAAGAAAUGAAAAUUCUCCCGCACCCAAUAGUAGGAAGAAUGUGAAUAGGAAGAAUCAAAGAUUAAAGAGGUCCGAGAUUAGUGAUGAGAGAGGUAUCAAUUCAGAAGGAGAUGUACCGAGCAAAGGAAACAGGGGAAGAAAGAAAGGCACCAAAGCCCCUUUCCCUUCGUUCCAACUGGAUGGUGACGCUAGUUCUGCCCAUUUAGAAUUGGGCAAAGAUGAUAGUCUACCUUCCAAAUCGAGAUCGUCCGGAUUGCUAAGUAAUACCAAACCAAAACAUCUACCUAAACACCAAUCGUCAUCUCAAGUACCUAUUACGGAAGAAGUCGCUUACUCGUCGUUCGAUACCUCCUCGUUGAGCAAAUCACUUCCUGCUCGAGGGGGUCUCGCUCAACCUCAGCCUCAGCCUGCCAAGAAGAAGAACGGGAAGAUCAAGAAUAGCAGUGAGGACGAAAGUGCUGUUUGGGAGAUGCCUCCUGUCGCAGGUGGUCAGGAGUUGACUUGGCAACAAAAACUCCAAUCAUCUACUACUUCCGACCCUUCAUCUCAUUCGACCGCUUCAUCACCUCUAAAGAGCAAUAAGUCUACUCCUUCCGACAAGAAGAAACCCAACCGAUGUGCACCAUUCCAACAGACAGCACAACCAGCCGUAUCGUCUCCUCUGAAUCCUCGUCCAUCACAUAACAGACGUGCGUCAGUCGAUGGUGUACCAUCGGCCUCGGCUACAGCUUCUUCUGGAGGUGGAGAUAGGACCAUUUCGGCAUUCGAUUCGCAUAUCCCUUUUCAUACGGGAUACAAUGUCCAUAGAGCUCCUCAAACGCCCGCUAAAGGAGUCGCAUCGGCACAUGGUAAUAUAUCAGAUAACAUUUUACCUAUAGUUGGAUCGGGUGAAUUCCCUAGAUUGAGAGAUCAUAGUUUUAGUGAUUUACUUCAACAAAGGAAAGGUAGUUUGACAGCUACCAAUCCGAACUCGAAUUCGACUACAGCCGCUUUCAGUGCUAAAUAUGCUGGACCAACGUUCCAUAAUUCACCCAAUGCUGCUAGUCUGUCGAAACCGGAUUUGGAAGAUUUUUAA
Molecule: messenger RNA, 1623 nt
Organism: Kwoniella mangroviensis CBS 8507
Lineage: Eukaryota; Fungi; Basidiomycota; Tremellomycetes; Tremellales; Cryptococcaceae
Exons: 2
Coding region: 1-1623 (540 amino acids)
Source: RefSeq, a predicted model, not a curated record